Molecule: messenger RNA, 1257 nt
Organism: Panicum hallii
Lineage: Eukaryota; Viridiplantae; Streptophyta; Magnoliopsida; Poales; Poaceae
Product: SNAP25 homologous protein SNAP33-like
Exons: 6
Coding region: 263-1009 (248 amino acids)
Cellular component (GO): SNARE complex; plasma membrane
Molecular function (GO): SNAP receptor activity
Source: RefSeq, a predicted model, not a curated record
GCGACCACAACGGUCAUAUUCCUCUCGGGCUCUCGCCUCCCACGCGCCGCCCCGCAUCGCUUUGCGUCGUGCUUCCCCGUUCCCUUCUCCGGCGCGGAAGGGAGCGGCGGCUAGGUCCCUUCCUGAAGGCUGAAGCCAUUGGAGGAGGAGGAGGAGGAGGAGGAGGCGGCAGCGGAGGCAAUCAGCGGGCCCUCCUCUUCUAGCGCGUAGUGCCCAGCGAAUACCUGCCCGUCAGUACAGUGCUUGAAGUGAACAAGCAGAGAUGUCGGUGCCAAUGUAUAAGAAGCAAAACUCAAUGGGCACUCCUGUCCACAAGACAAAUCCCUUUGAUUCUGAUUCUGAUUCUGAAGUGCCCUCAAAGCCAUCAAGGGCCCAGUCUGUCCCAGUGCAACACACCGAUCAAUCCGUGCAAGAGUUGGAAGAUUAUGCUAUAACCAAAGCACGAGAAACCACACACAAAGUAAAUGAUUGUGUCAGGGCUGCUGAAGCCAUCAGAGAAGAUGCUACACAAACUCUGCAAACUUUGCACCGUCAAGGUGAGCAGAUAAUGCGGUCGCAUCAACUAGCAGCUGAUAUUGAGAGGGACCUUACUGUGAGUGAGAAGCUCCUGGGAAGUCUGGGUGGGCUAUUUUCUAAGGCAUGGAGACCAAAGAGAAAUCAACAGAUAAAAGGACCAGACUCAGAAAAUAACUGGCCUGCGAGGACGGCAAACCACACAGAACAGAGGUGGAGGCUAGGCAUUGCCCCAACACGUCAAGAAUCCCCCAGUCCUGUACAAACCACACCUGCAACUCCGAUGGGAAAAAUUCAGGCUGAGAAAGCAAAGCAGGAUGAUGCGCUUUCUGACCUGAGUAACACUUUGGGACAGCUCAAGGAAAUGGCAGUUGAUAUGGGCACAGAAAUUGACAGGCAAAACAAAGCUUUGGUUCCUUUCAGCGACGAUGUUGAUGAAUUGAAUUUCAGACUGAAAGGUGCGAAUCAACGGGGACGCCGUUUGCUGGGCAAGUGAUACCAAACCAGGGUCGAGCAAUGCUAUCAAAGGCGGCAACGGCCUUGCCAAAGCGUUGUAGUUUGGGGACCCUCUUCCUGCACUGAGAGAUUAAGAACCUUGUUGUAAUACUUGUUUAGAGCAAAUAGAAAAUUCCUUUUAUUGAAUUGUAGUCUGAGAAACUUUCCAGUUCCAGUGUUGUACAACUACCAGGUCCAAAUUAGUUGAAAGGAAAUCAGAAUAUAUCUGACGUUUCAUGGGGUUUAUUA